CGAAAAGUGAGCAAAAAAUUUUUUUCAAUUGUCACCAUCACUCCAUUAGUUUUCUUGUUCGCUGUUCGUGUUUCUCUGUGGCAGGAAAAGUUGGAUAAAGUACCGCAAAAAUCACUUGAAACACACGUAGGAAUUCACAUCAAUUCACAUACAUCGUCUUACGUGAAUUUUACAUUGCAAACUCAGUGUUUUCCGUGGAAUAUUUGCUGUCUUUUUCUUUGUUCGAAUUCGUACGGCUCUCCCACAAAAUACAAAAGAAAAAAAAAGAGAAGAGACCUCCAGAGAUCCGCGAAACAAUAGUACAUUAAGUUGGAAAUCAUCUGCUCAAUUAGGAGUGAAAACUAAUUAGUCGUUUUCUCGACACCUUUUCGUGUGAGCUUGUACAAUGACUGGCGCAGUUUUUUAGCAUCUCUAAAAGUUCUGUUAACGUAUAGAGUAUUUGGGAUUUUAGGUGCCGUACCGCAUGGCAGCCCUCCUAGUGUCACGUAUUCUCAUACCUGGUGAUCGGAUUUCGCCAAUUCUCCGUGUACCUGUGAGGAGAAAACCGAAAGAUUCAAGUUUAAAGGUUUUCCGCAUGCUCUCCCCACAUUUAGAUCCAUUUAGGCGUCAAUUUCGCCGUGAUUUAACGGAAUGGAUGUCAAUAGACCCCAUCAAGACAAUAGUAACAAUCAAUCAGUUAGUUACUGUAGUAAUUCUGGUGUUGGUAAAAUUAACGGCGGAAAGUAUCUACAACAGCAAAGUUCAGUUAGCAAUAAUCGAAGCAGCAGAUAUGGUGGUAUUGGAUUGUCGGCAGGUGGAAAAGGUGGAGGAGGAGCUGCCAAUGGUGGUGAUGAAAAGUAUAGGGGUGGAUAUGGAGCAGCAGCAGCAGAAACGGGAGUUGCUGGAGGUAUUUCCAGCAGUGGAUCACAAUGUGAGAGUGUAAACAAAUUGGCGUCAAGUAGUAGUGUGGGAAGUGGUGCAAUUGAUGAUCCAGAAACUAGAGAUCCUCCAUCGAGUGAAGAAAGUGAAAUUGCUACGGGGAUCAGUGAUUGUGGCACUGUUAAGUUGGAGGAUGGUGUAAGUGUAUUCAGUGAGGGUAAUUGUCCGGUGGGGCGUGGUAGUAAGAGUGAUGGUAGUCAGGAGACUACCAUUGAUGUGAGUGAUGAAAAAUGUGAAGAAAUUAAGCCAUUGCUCAUUUUUGAUCAUCAUCAUCAUCAUCAUCAUGCGGAAAAAUAUCCAAGGAAGGCACCCAAGAGUAUUGUAAAAUCACCAUCUACGCAGAGUUUCAAGGCUGAAUCAUUUUAUAGGAAGUACCGUGAGAAGCCAAGAUUGAGUCUACAGUGUAGUGGUGGCGUUGGUGAUGGUGAAGAUGUUGAACGUCCGGUGUUGCAUGUGCAAUUCCUUCAGGAAAAAGGCAAGAAUGGAUCAAAUGGUAAAAUUGUGAGUGAAACAGGUGAUAAUGAGACGAGAAAUGGUGGCUGUGGUAGUCCAAUUGGAAGUAUAACAUCACGUACUUCAGCUUCAAGUAGUUCUAGUUCAUCCGAUGAGGAAAAUAGUUCCCUAGGGCAGUAUGCUGAGGCAAGGGCACCAGAUGGUGGUUGGGGUUGGGUGGUAGUAGCAGCAGCUUUUAUGGUGAAUCUCAUAGCAGAUGGCAUAACAUUUAGUUUUGGUGUUAUUUUUGUUGAAUUUCUCAACUAUUUUCGCGAGGGAAAGGCCAAAACGGCCUGGAUUGGAUCCCUGUUUAUGGCAAUGCCUCUGCUGUCUGGACCAAUAGCUUCUUUUCUCACCGAUCGCUAUGGAUGCCGUCGUGUCACUGUAGUCGGCUCCAUCCUAGCCGCCACGGGAUUCAUGAUAUCAGCCUUUUCCACGUCAAUGGAAAUGCUUUUUUUCACAUUUGGAAUCCUGGCGGGUUUUGGAUUGAGUCUGUGCUACGUGGCCGCGGUGGUCAUAGUGGCCUACUAUUUUGACAAGAGACGCUCUUUUGCCACAGGGCUAUCAGUUUGUGGUAGUGGCAUUGGUACAUUCAUCUUUGCACCACUGACUCAGGUUCUCCUGGAGGAGUACGGAUGGCGAGGAACGACACUUAUUCUCGCAGGAGUCUUUCUCAAUAUGACAGUUUGUGGUAUGUUGAUGCGGGAUCUCGAAUGGACAACACAUCGGGCUAAGAAAUCACGUGAAAAGGAGAAAUUGAGACGAAGUAAAAUGGGCAUUUCGGCUGAUUCAAUGAGUAACAGUACAAAUACCGGUGGAACAGCUAGCAAUCAUCAACAUGGAUCAGGUUCGGGAACUCAUGAACCUGAAGAUGAUUUCUAUGGUGAUUCACUGCGAUAUGUAGAUGGAAAGUUGGUUGAUUGUGAGGAUACUCGACAAUUUAGUUCACUUAUAGCAUUGCCCACAUUUGUGAGGACAGGCGAAAAAGUGCCACCGGAAGUACUAGAAUUGCUGUCAACUCACAAAAAUGCCAUUUUCAUGCACAAUUACCAGGGAAUGUUGCAUUCACGGAGUUUCAGUGAACCACUAUCGACGGCAUUGUCUCCCGAAGGGGCUCUAAGUCCAUCAAAUCCCGAUCACAGUCCCAACACCAAUAUAACCAGGCAUCAAUCGCGCAAGCAACGUCUCCAGGGAAAUGAACAAGAACUUCUGGCCAUCCUCAAAAGGGGCAAUCAUCAGAAUCGCGAUAAACCAACAAUGGCAUAUUUGAAAGACCUCCGAAUGCACCGUCAUUCACUAACGUAUCGUGGGGCCAUGCUCAAUAUAAACCGCUAUCGAUUGCGAGCAUCAUCGUGUCCGGACAUCUAUAGAAAUUCAAUGACGACGAUCGCCAAGGAGAAGACCCAGUGGUAUCAUGGAAUAAGUGAAUUUAAGAAUCUUUUUGUCGAUAUUCUCGACUUUUCCCAUUUCACCGAUAUUCGCUUCCUACUUUUUGCCGUAUCGAAUUUUCUUCUGUACACAUGGUAUGAUGUGCCGUACGUGUAUCUGGCUGACAAUGCCAUUGGAAUUGGAUUUUCAGAGACGGAUGCGUCUGUUCUAAUAUCAAUCAUUGGCAUUGUCAACAUGUUUGGUGAGAUAUGCCUCGGGUGGAUUGGGGACAGAAAGUGGGUGAAUCCAACAUUGGUCUAUGCACUGUGUAUGGUGCUGUGUGGAGCAGUUGUUGGACUUGUGCCACUUCUCCGGAGUUAUCAGGCACUCUCGGCCAUUUCUGGGGCCUUUGGACUCUUUAUAGCAGCUAAUUAUUCACUUACCAGUAUUAUUCUGGUGGAAUUGAUCACCUUAGAGCGAUUCACAAAUGCAUAUGGGCUACUGUUGCUAGUUCAGGGAAUUGCUAAUCUUGUUGGUCCACCACUAGCAGGAUGGAUUUUUGAUAUAACUGGAACAUAUGAGUGGUCUUUCUACUUGGCUGGAUUUUUCAUUGCAAUAUCGGGCGGAAUGCUUGUGAUUCUUCCAGCUUUGGGGAAGUACAGAAGAUACAGGGCUCUGAAGAGACAAAAUUCGGAAAGUAAAAAUGAAGUACCAUCCAAUUCAACGGAUUGUCCUUCGGAUAAAUCGAAUGGAACAACUAUCAUAAGUGACUGUUUUCGUAAAGACUCGGGCAAAGGUAAUGGGAAAAUUAAUCACGUUUAGGUUUAUUUUGGAGCAGGCAUCAGUGGAAUACAAUUACAACAUGUUAUUGCAAUUUUAAGAAAAAAAAGUUUUUACCGUGUGUAUUCCCAGUGUACAGAAAUUACUCAAAAAGAAAAAAAAAACAAAAAAUAGAGUAAAUUAGUAUUGAAAAUGAUUCAUUACAAGAAAAAUAAAUUUUUCUGACAUCUUUAGUCCAAGAAAGAUACUUUUCAGAGGAUCACAAAAAAAACUGCAGUGAUUAUUGAAAUGUCCUGAUUUAGUGAAUUUUAAUCUCUUUCAAUUAAAAAAAAAACUUAGUGUGUUUCAUGAAAGGAACGAGUUAAAAUCUUUCUAUGAAAUCUUUACUGUUGAUAUUUCCAUUAAUUGCGGAUAAAAGACGAACAUUAUUAAAGAGAAAAAACAAAGAACUUUUCCUAUUGCUAAUUAAAAUAUAUUGAAGCAUUUGACUAAAAAUAAAAUUGGAAGAUUUAUAAUCUUACUGAAAAAAUAAUGUUAUUUGCAAAGGCAAAAAAUGUAAAGUUACAAUUAGAAGAGGAAACUCAAAGAUAACUCGUUCGAAUUAUUCUAAUGAUCUAAAAAAAAAACAAAGAAUUAAAAAAAAGAAAUAGAAACAAAUAAUGAAAAUCAUCCUUAUUAGAUAUCCCGAAAACUAAUUCUUUUCUUUGUAUAUUUUUUUUUACUUUUAUCUAUUGUAUGUAUUGUAGAAUAAUUCUGUAAUUUAUCAACUGUGAUCAUAAAUAGUGGGUGGUAAAUAUGAGAUAAAAUUGACGAUGUGAAUUUUUGGCGAUUUCGUGGGAAAAUGAAUUUGAUUUUUGUGUAAAAUAAAAGUUCAAUUGGAUGUGAGAUAGAAAGAAAAAAAAAUAUUUUUAUAGAAGUGAGAUAAAAGAAAAAUUAUAGCCCAAAUCAUCCUUUUGAAGUAAUAUUUCUAAAAACAAAAAAAAAAGAAAAACAAAGAGAUAAUAUUUGCAUAAACCACAAAAAAAAAAGUAAAAUAUAAAUUCUAGAGUUAAUAGCACAAUUUCUUGCAAUAAAUAUCGAUGAGUAUGAAGGAUUUUACAUUAAAAUAUACGUAUAUAUAUUUAAUAUUAAUAUAAGGACAUGAUAUAUUGGAUGUGUCUUUCACAACAAACAAAAAAAAAAUGGUAUGAAAAAUAGCGUGGAAAUAUGAUAGUGUUUUGUUUCUUUUUAUAAGAAGAAAUUUAAGAAUGGAAAUUCACAGUGAAAAUCGAGAAGAAGUCUGACAAAGAAUCAAGAUUUUGCUAAAGUUCAUUUUGUGCUAAAUUAGAAUUAUAUUUAGAUUUUAGAUAUUUGCGAUAAUUCGCGUAAAAAAAAAGAAAUAUUUUUUCAAUGGCGAUCCUUUCAUUACUACAGAAGUAAAAAAAAAAUUAUUAACGAAUCACUAUUAUUAUUCUAACUGAAAAAUAAGUACAUAUGUAAUAAAAUACGCAUCAUAAUAUUGAUGAUCGUAAAUAAUAAUAUACCACUUAGUAAAAUUGAAAAAGCGAAAAUUUAGUUUCUUAAAAUAUUUUGUAUAAAGAUAUUUUACUUGAUGUUUUACUUGUGAGGAUUUGAAGAUUUCAAUUGACAAAAACAAAAAAGAAAAUCAAGAUCGAUGGAAAUUGCAUGUCGUUAUCUAAAGCGAUUAAUGAGAAAGUAUUUUUUUCUAAAAAAAAAUAAUAGAAAUAGAACACUGAGAGAUCUAUUUUUCUCAAUUUUAUUUCAAUUCCUUUCAAUGAAGAUCUUGAAAAAAAAUUCUACAAAUUCAUAGUUGAUUAUAAAUUCAACUGACUUCUAAAAAAAGUAUAUUAUGAAAAUACAAUUUUUAGCUAAAAUAAACUUACACUUUGAAAUAAAAAAAAAGAAAGAAGAAAGUGGUGAAAAAAUACACAUGUAUAAUUGAGAAAUAUCUCACACUGAAAUAAAAUUAAUAAUGUUUAAGUA
This is a messenger RNA of Phlebotomus papatasi, 5541 nucleotides long. RefSeq lists its product as uncharacterized. Gene Ontology annotation, molecular function: monocarboxylic acid transmembrane transporter activity. Lineage: Eukaryota; Metazoa; Arthropoda; Insecta; Diptera; Psychodidae. The record is from RefSeq and is a predicted model, not a curated record. Bases 631 to 3600 code for a protein of 989 amino acids. Gene Ontology annotation, biological process: transmembrane transport; monocarboxylic acid transport. The transcript is spliced from 6 exons.